Molecule: messenger RNA, 2485 nt
Organism: Athalia rosae (coleseed sawfly)
Lineage: Eukaryota; Metazoa; Arthropoda; Insecta; Hymenoptera; Athaliidae
Exons: 4
Coding region: 854-2170 (438 amino acids)
Source: RefSeq, a predicted model, not a curated record
UGUGAGUUGUUUACGCGUGUUAGCGAUUAAUUACAAAACAAACUCAUACAGCACGUGUUACGUACCUCAAUUACAAUCGGGUGGCCCAAUCCGAAGCGAUCAUAGACCGAAAUUUGCUGGCGUUUAGAACCUUUGCGCCAACUGCAGUAGCGAUGUAAAAAAAGCCAGCGCAAGAAAAUAGGAAAGUAAAAGAUAACCAGUCACGCGGACCCGCGGCCCGCAUCAUUUACAUCAUCUGAAAUUAAAUAACCGAUGCAGAUUCAAUUGUAUAAAAUUAUUAUGUCAAAUGUGAUCUUGUGAAAGAAUAACAUUGUGGAGGGAUUUUAUAUUUCAGAUCUGCGAAGAAUAGCUAGCUCUCCCGGCGCUUGGGCAAUCGCCUUAUAGGUACAAUAGUGUGGAUUACCUUACAAUGGACAAUAAUUCAAUAGUUUCAAUCUGUGGCGAAUCAAUUCUCCGAGAAACUGCUGCUACCGCAGCUGCAAUGGUGAUGAAAAUCUACUUGGCAUCAUUUUUUUUUUUUUUUUUUCUUUCUUCCAUUUUAAAAGUGAGAAUUGCCAAAUUGGGUCACAUUGUUGCAAUUAUUAGUAAACAUUUUGACAUGCAUGGUGCAUGGCAUGCCCAUAUAGAUAUAGUUAUGUACGGUAUAUAAACCAAAUUGUCCGUCGAAAUUAUACUUCCUGGUUUCACCAGGUAGCUUCUUGUCUCUUGGUACGUGUCGUUACCUCGGGAAGUUUGCAUUCAUGCUCUGUUUGAGCGGGUGCUGUGAAUUCACCGAGUUUCUACAGGAUAUGGUUCCAAGAUAUUUUAAUGGGCCAAAUUGCGCUUCGGCUGGCCUACCUGAAGAAUAGUCGAGAUGCCCGCGAACGUACCGACCACACUUUUGCUGAUGAUUGCGUCGAUGGGUUUGGCGAAGGCAGCGAUAGGAAAUUGGGAAGGAUGCGGUGGUCGCUUGGAACGCGCCUUGGAUGCCCUCAGGAGAGACUCGACGAGAAGGACGCGCCUCAAAGACGAUGAUCACGUGGAGUCAGGAAUCAUCUACCAACAGAUCCUUAGAUCCGCUCCGCUGGAGAUGACGGUGUCAAGAGUCAACGUUAAGCUCCCUCAGGAUACCAGGGGACGGGGUGGUCCUUGGGCACAAGUUGAACGCUGCGUUUACGAACCGAGUAAUAAUUCAUUACAGACACGUUUAAGUUUCAACGAUCUUACGGUCUCGGGUCGGGUUUCUCUAUUGCCAUUGGAUUAUCGUGCUCCUAUCCCUGCAGAAUCCUGCAGAAUGACCCUUCGCCUUAGAAGGGCAGGGAUAGACUUUUUCACCAGCCCAAUCGCCAGAGGAAGAGGGCAGAUGCGAAUUCGCACCGAAUCAAGUUUUUUGGAACCCCGUUUUGCAUCCAUUUACGCCUUCGGAUGUAGACCUACCCGUGGUGAUAAGCAAAUCAAAAGACAGGAUAAAUGGCCACCGCUCCAAACAAUACUUAGCAAUUCACCGUUAACACUGGAUGAUGUCACCGAUGCGCCUCUGGAGAAUCAGAAUAAUUCUGACGAUUACCAGGGUGCAGAGCCCCGCGGAUUACCCUCAACCUUGACGGAGGAGGAUAUCGUCGUUGGCAAAGAAACUCGAAAGGCCAGAGAUCUUUUCGAAACUGAUUUGCGCCCUGGAAUCUGGCGCAAGAGUGAUUGGGUAACACGCUCCUCAUCCUCCUCUAGGAGGCGAAGAAAUGUUGCAGACAUCACCCCUCAAGACUUUGCUCUGGCCUUAGCAAAGAAGGCCCGCUCUCUGUUAUCGGAGAAUACAGAAUCAUCUACAAGUCUACCGAAGCUAUCUGCAGCAAAGAAUCUUCAGAAUUUCCAUGAGAAUAAAACAACCAUUACCGGAGAGAACUUGGAUCUGAAGAUCAACUACAAACGUGAGACCACUGAAGCACCAGACACCGAAGAAUCUCAGAGACCUAGGGAACUUCUGCUUGAAGAAGAUCUCGAUAAUAUCAACUUGGCAGAAGAUGACUUUGAUGGUAGAGGUUGGCAGGUCAGGGAAGGCGUCACUCGAGAAAUGGAAGAUGUCUUUUUGAAGGGGGCCAGCCAGGCCUUGACCAGCUACAUCGAGAGACAACUUCACCCUGCCAUUAAAGAGACCCUGAUGCUAUCAAUGGGAUUCACUGUCAGUUAUGGGUAGAAUCAGCAUUACUUUUGAUGUGAUGAAACUAGGGGAGUUCACUUUGAACAGACUAGGUUUUUUGGUCGGACGCUCAAAGUCUGUGAAAAUCAGCACCUUUGUGAAAUCCGUUUUAAUUAUUCGGUGUUUCACAAAUGAUUUUUUAGUCGUAGCUAUUUAUUUCAGUUGUGUACGUAGUGCGUACAUCUUGGGUAGUGCAUGCUUGGUUAUGUACAGCCUGUGUUCAGCACUUGAGUUCGCCUAUUUUAAGCAUACGGCAUGCUAACAUUAUGUACUAAAUGACUAAUCGUAAUAAAGGAUUAUUGAAAAAAAAAA